AUGACACUUGUUCUCUGUAUCCUAAUCGUGUUAUACCUACCAUCAGUGUCAACAACUGCCGGUAUAUUCGACCUUGCAGAAUACCGACGGGUCUCGUAUGACGCAAGUAUCGGAGAAGAUUUCCUCUGGUUCGCUCCAGAUUUAGACAUUCGCGAUGUAACAUCGAAAAAUAUCGACGAGCUUGAAAAGCGAAUAGUUGAAAAUAUUCCUGACGAAUCACUCCCCAAUUAUGUAUUUAUUACGAGUAAAGGAGGCCAGAAAUUUGCAUGCUCUCUGCCGGAUGUUGAGGAUUUGAAGAAGCCGAAGCCUCCGAGAAGCAGUAAGAAUCCAAAGAUCUAUGGAGAUGCUCUAGCAGCCAGUUUUUAUAUCGAAAAGUGUAUACGGCUGCGUGGCAAUCACUGGUGGUCUUACAUUCUCUGCAGAGGGAAUUUGGUGGAGCAAGUGCACGGAGAACGUGGGCAAGAAGGAUACGCCAAGAACAUUUUAGGGAUAUUCGAUGGGAACCUGACAAUGCCUUCUUAUCAAGAAUCCACCGAAGAUCGUCUUCUUUACGUUGAAGAAUCAUACGCCAGUGGAACAUUCUGCGAUCUAGACGAUUAUCGAGAGCCGAGAUCUACUACAGUUAGGUACGAGUGUGAUCCCCAAUUAAGCACUAAUGAAGCAUUACUAUCGUCCGUGGUUGAAGUGAGACCUUGUCAGUAUCUGAUGACAGUGAAAGUUGGAACUCUAUGUCACUAUCCGGAAUUUCUGCCAACAAACCAAGCAAACUCCAAGAGCAUCGGAUGCCAGCCAUAUAUGACUAGGAAGGAUGUGAGAGAACUUUUGGAAAAACAACUUGACGAGAAGAGAAAGAAGGAAGAGGCUAAGCGACACAUCGCUGAUGCUAAAAUAGAAUUCAACAGUGCACUUGAAAGGUACGUGGCAAUGUCGAAAUCUGCUCGGAAAAUGAAUAACGAUGAUGACAUAAAGAAGACCAGCGCAGAAAUGGAUUAUAACGCUGCUCACUUCAAUUUGCUUGUGGCGAACUUGGAAGCCGAAGGAAAGACACUCUCCAAAAAGAAGCUUGACGCCAUGUGGAAACUAUUCACCAGCACUGAUAUCAGUGAUUUCAUGUUUUAUUCUCACUAUGAUUCUAUAAAAGACGAGAAUCGCGGUAACUUAUGGCAUUAUUUUCAUGAUCCAAUGUGGCCAAAAGACUACUUUCCAAAGGAUAUCACUUAUGUGGCUAUUCAAAAUGCAUACAUAGAUGAAGUAACUUUGAAUCUACAAAGCUCCUACGAGUAUGAUUACGAUGAACGCGGUGUUGUUGAAGGAAUUUCCAAGUUCUUGAAAACUGGAAAAAUCGAACUGGAAACGAAUGCAGUGAUUCCUGCAAUGGAAGUAUUUGAAGAAAUUGUCGAUAUGAGUGUCGAUUUCGCACACAAUCGAUACCCGUGGCUUCAUGCUUUUCAUCUAGCAUUUCUAGACGAUAGAGAGGAACCUGGUGUUUUUGAAAAUUUGCUAAAUUCUAUCAUAAAUCCUAAGAAAGGGCUGGAAUACUUUACAUUAGGACGUUUGGCAAGAGGAACAGUUUCUCUGAUGUUCGAUGAUAUUUGGUAUGAUCUGGUGGAUAUCAGCAAGAAUGGAAAGAAAAGCAAAGUGUUGAAUGUGGAUUCGUCAAGAUAUAAAGCAAUAUAUCAAGCGCUCAACAUUAUACCAUAUCCGAAAAAUGGACGAAUGAAAAAAGGAGAACAUACAUUCAAGUACAAUAUAAGUGUGGUGGAGGAAGACACCGGGAUUGAUAUGGAACUUGAGUAUAUGCGUCUUCUAACACCGCUUUAUAAAUUACUGAGUAUCAGCUGGUUCCGACGUGAGAAUCCGGACUACUUCCAUGUGAGUCCGGUUUCGGAGGCGUACCUGAAAGAAGUUGGUAGUGAGGAUUACAUAUUCCAUAAAAACUUGGCACGAGAUAUGGCAUAUUUCGCUGGAAUGCUGAGCUACAUUACACUGAAAAGAGUUUCAGAAUUUGAAGCAUGGAGAUAUGGAAAAAAGAGCAAACUAUUAUCAGCAGAACAGCUGGAAGCUUAUUUAAUGACUAGACCUUUGAAAUUACUCCCAGAGGCUGUAGAAGCUGCAGAGUUUGCGUUGUACUAUGAUGUCGGUCCUGACGUUGUUAAAGCAGCUAAGCAGAAUUUAUGGAUGAGAAAGAUUGAGAAGUAUACAACGAACUACUGGCUCAAAGAUCACAAACUCCGGAAGCAAGCUCAAUCGAUGCAAUCAAUGAUGAAAGAUCUUCUAUCUGUCAAAGAUGAUAGUGCUGCUUUUGUGUCUCUCGGUGGGAAGUCUGGGUCACAAAAGAAAAAGAAGAAAGAACUUAUAGAUGAGAAAAUGUUGAAUAAAAUGCUAUCGAUGGAUUCCUUGGACGACUUGGAGGAUGUGAUAGAGAACCUGAAAGAACGCGCGACGUCUGCUACUUCAGAUGAUGACUUCUCCGACUUGAAUGAGAUGGAACAUGUUUUUGAUCUGCUUGAGAAAGCAGGGCUUAGCAAGAAAACGGAUGUACAAAUCAAACUGUUUGAUGCAGAUGGGAACGAGAUUCAAAGCGAAGAGCUUGAUGAUGUUGCCCGAAGUAUUCUCGUUUCCAGCGACUCGGUGAAUCGUUUCAAAGAUAUUGAAAAGGCGUACAAUCGGAAGAUUGGGAAAGAUUCUGGAGAGGAGGAAGAAGACGAUUGA
Messenger RNA from Caenorhabditis briggsae, 2712 nucleotides. The record is from RefSeq and is a predicted model, not a curated record. Gene Ontology annotation, cellular component: endoplasmic reticulum lumen. NCBI's taxonomy places the organism in Eukaryota, Metazoa, Nematoda, Chromadorea, Rhabditida, Rhabditidae. The transcript has 10 exons. Gene Ontology annotation, biological process: retrograde protein transport, ER to cytosol; endoplasmic reticulum unfolded protein response. The coding region runs from base 1 to 2712 and encodes 903 amino acids.